Messenger RNA from Trichoderma atroviride IMI 206040, 1359 nucleotides. The record is from RefSeq and is a predicted model, not a curated record. Lineage: Eukaryota; Fungi; Ascomycota; Sordariomycetes; Hypocreales; Hypocreaceae.
AGAAGCCAAAAACAAAACGACUCGCCAGAUGCACGCACCCAAAUUUAAGCCCUGGUGUAAAUUGAUCUGUGAGAAAACACAGAAAGAUGGGCGGUUAAUAUGAAAUAUGAGUCAGUGGGACAUUCCAGGUUUCGGGAUUGAAAUCGUUGGUACGGCAGCUGUCAUUGAGUACGUACCUUUUUUUAGAAUUUUUUUUUUUUCCUUCUUUUCUUUGGAACGAUGAUCCUUGCAUUGGCCAAUUAGAGGCGAUGCCACAUGCCGUGCAAAAUGGUUAGUCAUCCUAUUGUACUCUGCCGCCACCAACGUUGUUUCUAGGAUGCUAUCAACGUCUUACAGGCACAAUGACACAAUAUCUGGGGUAAUCCUUCAUUAUUGCGUUUCUGCUAUUGAGUUGGUAGCGCCCAAGUUGUCAUUUUAGUGAAAAGGCCCGCAUCAGUUGCAUAAGCUCAGCAUCAGGGAUCCAACCAGAGCACAAGGCCAAAGAAUACUUUAAUUAUGAGCUAAAGACGAAUCUAAAUGGAAAUAGAAGUAGUAGAAGAUGAUAAGAAUAUCAAAUAUAGCAGAUUGGUUCUAUUAGAGUGGACGAGCUAUAUGGACAUGUCAUAAGCUAGGCUGAAAAGCACUAGGUUAGUACAUGAUUUGAGUGCCUGUGCCUAUACUACUAAACAGUGACGAGUUCGUUCAGGAAUUGGCAGAAACACUUUUGGAGCUCUUUUAUUUCAUACUCUUGGAAUAUAUUCCUGUUAAAGACACAAGAAGAGAGUAUUGUUGUUAUACUUGGCGGGUUGCAUCAAAUCUCAUCCAUGUAAGCAGCACCUCCAUCUACCCCUCCUAAAAAGACCCCCUCCUCCCAAAGCCCAAGCUCAAGGUACAUCACCCAAGUAUCUUUUCUCAACCACCAACUGCUUUUCCUCUCCCAAGCUCCAAACUUCAAGUAAACAAAAACACAAACCCAACCAUCCAACAACCCACCAAAAUGUCCUCCGCCGACGCCUCAGACCAGCCGCCCCUCCCCAAAAACGCCGAAGACCGCAAAGCCGCCUCGGCCCUCGCCUCGCUCGAUACGCCCUCGGACGCAGCAGCCACGCCCUCCAACGACAACGUCAACUCCGAGGCCGUCUCCCAGGCCAUGCUCAAGCUCGGCGACGACAAGGCCAAGAAGCCCGCCGCCAACACUGCUUCUGCUGCUGCUGCUGCUGCUGCACCCGCGGCGGUUAAAAAGAACGUCAAGGUCGACGCCGCGGACGUGGCCCUCGUGGUGGACGAGCUGGAGGUGACAAAGGCAAGGGCGACGGAGCUGCUAAAGGCACAUGAUGGGGAUGCUGUUGCUACGCUGAGGGCUGCAGCGAGAGGAUGAGC